AUGAAGAUAGCAAGCAUCUUUCUUCUCAGUGCUUUGGUCCUGUUGAGUUUAUCUGGUAACACUGGCGCUGACUCCCUGGGAAAAAAGGCUAAUUGUAACAACGAAUUUAAUAAAUGUACCAAGAUAUAUAGCCCUGUCUGUGGGACUGAUGGAAAUACUUAUUCCAAUGAAUGCAUGCUAUGUCUUGAAAAUAAGAAGCGCCAGAUUCCUGUCCUCAUUCAAAAAUCUGGGCCUUGCUGA
Messenger RNA from Cynocephalus volans (Philippine flying lemur), 240 nucleotides. It is a transcript of the gene SPINK1, whose product is annotated as serine peptidase inhibitor Kazal type 1. NCBI's taxonomy places the organism in Eukaryota, Metazoa, Chordata, Mammalia, Dermoptera, Cynocephalidae. The record is from RefSeq and is a predicted model, not a curated record. The transcript has 4 exons. Bases 1 to 240 code for a protein of 79 amino acids. Gene Ontology annotation, molecular function: serine-type endopeptidase inhibitor activity; protein binding.